AUGCCCUUUCUCCUGGCCCUCCUCUGGCUCUGCCAACUAGCCAUCGCCUCCCUCACCAUCUCCAUUCCCCCCUCCUCCCUCCUCCCCAACCCCCAUGUCCUCCCCGCAACCACCCGUGCAACUCUCACCACCCUCCCCGCUGCCGGCGCCGGCGACCGCGACCCCAACCAUAUCCUAACCACCUCUCUCACUCGCGGCUCGACACUGGUCUUCCGGGACCUUCCUGCCGGUCACCCCGAAUCGUACCUCCUUGACAUUCGCGCCGGCGAGUACAUCUUUGCCCCGUACCGUGUCGAUAUCGCGGCCGACGGCUCGGUCCUCGGUGUUUGGGAGACGUUCCGCGGUAACCCCUGGGACAAUCGCGGUGCAGAGAAAUAUGUUGUCGAUGUGGCUGGCAAGAAGUCGGCUGAUGUCGUGAUCGAGGCUAAGGUUCUUGGCCGGAGGGGGUUCUAUGAGGAACGCGCGACGUUUUCGCCGCUGAGUCUGGUCAAGAACCCGAUGAUUCUUAUGGCUAUCGUGGCUCUCGCCCUUACUCUGGGAAUGCCCAAGCUUAUGGAGAACACAAUCCCGCGCUUCCCCCUGACCGGUGCCACCACCAAUGCCAUGACUGGCGGUGGGUUCGAUCUCGCCGGUUGGAUGGCCGGUACCGCGCCCAGCCCCAUGGCCAGUGCUGAAGGGGCUCGCGACGGGGCAACGGGGCGAGAGACCGCUCCUGGCUCUGCGCGGAAGCGUGGUUAA
Molecule: messenger RNA, 738 nt
Organism: Penicillium daleae
Lineage: Eukaryota; Fungi; Ascomycota; Eurotiomycetes; Eurotiales; Aspergillaceae
Exons: 3
Coding region: 1-738 (245 amino acids)
Cellular component (GO): EMC complex
Source: RefSeq, a predicted model, not a curated record